Corvus hawaiiensis (hawaiian crow) is the source of this 725-nucleotide messenger RNA. RefSeq names its product heat shock factor binding protein 1 like 1 (gene HSBP1L1). The record is from RefSeq and is a predicted model, not a curated record. The coding region runs from base 67 to 279 and encodes 70 amino acids. The transcript is spliced from 4 exons. NCBI's taxonomy places the organism in Eukaryota, Metazoa, Chordata, Aves, Passeriformes, Corvidae. Gene Ontology annotation, biological process: cellular heat acclimation. Gene Ontology annotation, cellular component: nucleus; cytosol. Gene Ontology annotation, molecular function: transcription corepressor activity.
GCUGCCCGCCCCGGCGCGCCCGCGGAGGCGGGCAGGGGGUGGGGGCUGCAGCCGGAGCCGGAGCCGAUGGCAGCCGCCGACCCGCCGGGAGCUGAGGAGCUGCCACAGCUGGCGGAAAAUCUGCUCUGCCGGCUGCAGGAGAAUUUUCAGGCUCUGACGGAGAAGUUAACGCUGAGAAUGGAAGAAAUGGGCGAGCGCAUCAAUGACCUUGAGAAGUGUGUUGCUGACCUGAUGACAGAGGCUGGGGUAGAAAACAGCGAUGAAGAGUUGAGACACUGAAAUGAAGAUGUGUUCAAGGAAGAUUAAAAGCAGAACAGCACUGCACUGACUCCAAGAUUUUACAGUCAAGUAUCACACAUUGACAAAAAAUGUUAAGGGAAAAUAAACAUGUUUGCACCGUGUUGUGGAUACUAAAGUGCUAGGAGCAGAGGAAUUUUCCAGCUGCUGCAGCAUCCUGUGAAGUUGUUCUUUCUCAUGCAAGCUAGCUGAGAAACAGUUUUAGGUUUUUGUAAACCAAGGUUUUAUCUCACAGGUGCAAACUUGUUUUCCAGCUCUUGUUUUGGUACACUGGAGAAAAUAUUUUGAAUGGGUGUUAUAGCAUUCUGCCAAUCACCCUGAGAGGUGGAUGGUCAAGUGACCAAUGGGGUCACGCCACCCUUGCGAACAAGGCUAUAUAAGCUGAUUUAUAUAAUUAAAUACAGCCAUUUUGGCCACUUAUCCUGAAA